AUGCCAGCAAGACCCACAGAGACGAAAUUCAAGCCAAAACAAUUGGUCCAGAGUAAAAUGGCAGGCUAUGCUUGGUGGCCAUCAUUUAUAACACCAACUCAAUAUAUUCCAGAAGAUGUCUUGCGCGUCCAAAAGAAAUCAACACCAUACUGUGUUAUUUUCAUACCAGAUGGAGACUUUUAUUGGAUGAGCGAUAAGAGUAUAAAGAGUUUGAGCGAGCAGCAAGUAAAGAAGGAAUUGGAAGGAGUGGAUUCCGGGUUAAAGGAGAGAAUGAAAAGCUUGAAGCACUUGAGAGAACGAAGAUUUAUGAAGAGGAGAGCACAAACCUCGGCCGCAGAGGCUUUUGCUGCAGCUGAUGGUUUGGUUUUCGAUAGCUUUAUCGAGGUGUUUAGGGAUAGUGGAGAUGAAGAAGAUGAAGAUGAAGAAGAUGAUGGCGAUGAGGGUGAAGAAGAGCAACAGCAACAACAACAACAAGAAGAAGAUGAAGUGGAACAUGUUCAAGGAAAAGGCAAACAGCCAUCUACUUUCAAAAAGAACAAGAUGAAAAUCAAGAAACCGUUGUCAUUUGCUACCAAGGAAAUUGAAGACGAAGGUGAAUACGGAGAUGUUGAAGAUGGUUACGACUCAACAGCGGCGGCGGCGGCGGUGGUGGCUGCUACAGCAACAGCAUCACGACAAGCGAGAAGAGACGCAAGGUCGAACAACAUUACCAAGACUGAGAAAAAGAAACUGUCUGCUUCUUCAGCUCCAGAACCUUUGUCUCGAUCAACAACGACUAAUGGUAAGAAACGAGCUGGGGACGAUGAUGAGAUUGCUGCAACUUUAAGUGAUAAACCAGUCAAAAAGAUGAAAGCCGAAAGUAGCAGCGAAGAAGAGUCGACGAGUGCUACGAUGGCCACGAGUACAACGGCGAGUGCAGCAAAUGCAACAGGUGCAGGAGCCGAGAUUUCAUCAUCAUCGAUCAAGGGCAACAAACAACAACAACAACAACAAUCAGUGAGCGAAAACGAAAAAUAUCAACAGUUAUACUUGUGCAGAUGUAAGCUACAGAGGCUGCUUAUUCAAAGAACAUCCUCCAAUGGGUCAAAAGAGGGGGAUAAAAAUGGCGAUAAAAAGGCGGAUGAACCGACUCGAGAUGAGCUACUGGUUGCUAGAUUGAUAUUAUACCGAUUAUCUGAGUUCCCCAUGACCAAAGAAUUAUUGCGCAAGACCAAGAUCCACAAGGUUCUUAAAUGUAUUAUAAGGGACCCCAAAUUGGAGUACCCUGAAAGUUUCAAGUUACAUGAUAGAAGUAUUGAAUUAUUAGAUAAAUGGGCUGAUUUUAUUACUGAAAUCCAAAAUGAGAAACAUGCGGUGUCUGAGAAGACGGCAUCGAUACCCAAAAAUGGCAAUCAGAGUAGUGGUACACAUUUAGUAGCUAAGAAUGGAGUGUACAAUAAUCAAAAUGACGAAUCUGAGGUUAGUGGGAUUGAACAAAGCUUUCCAGAAAUAGACCAUAGGGUAGAGGAGGAUGAAGAAGAGGAGAAGCGAGGCGGUGACGAGCAAAGCACUAACUUGAAGAAUGAAAACAGCAGUGAAGGGGAGAAAGAGCUGAAAAAAGCCAACGGUGAUGCCAAUGAGGGAAGGAGUGAUGAAGUUGAUGAAGCUAGUGGUUUACCAGAAAAAGAAAAAGAAAAAGAGGAAAAUGAGGAAAAAGAGGAAAAAGAGGAAAAAGAAAAAGAGGAAAAAGAAAAAGAGGAAAAACAAAGUGGUUCACUAGAUAAUACGGCUGAACCUAUUGCUCCUAUUGCGGUGCAGGAAGAGAAAGAAACUGAAAGUGAUGUAAAAUUAGAAAAGGAGAAGGGCAAGGACGAUUUUCCCCAAUAG
This is a messenger RNA of Lodderomyces oxycetoniae, 1866 nucleotides long. RefSeq lists its product as uncharacterized. The transcript has a single exon. Lineage: Eukaryota; Fungi; Ascomycota; Pichiomycetes; Serinales; Debaryomycetaceae. The record is from RefSeq and is a predicted model, not a curated record. Bases 1 to 1866 code for a protein of 621 amino acids.